UGAGUUUAAUUCGAAGCUCGAGCACAGACGUCCGAAGCAAUACAAGGACUCCACCCUCCACUCUCUCCGCUCUCACUCCCAGGCUUCGCUAGGGCUAGGCUAGGGUUUCUGAGAAUUGGAAUUGUAAUUGGAAUUGGGGUACAGAAACAGCAGCAGCAGCAGCAGCUGCAGAAGAAUAUGGCAUCCACCUCCUUUGCACUCUCAGCUCUCUCAAUAUCACCCUCUUCUACCUCUCAACCCCACAGAAACCCUAGCGCCUACUCUUCUCCCUCCCUUCCCCGCCAUCUUCCCCCCUACAACCUAUCUACCACUUUUCUCGGCUCAAGGCUUUCCAUUCGAAUUCCGAAUCUAAAGCACAUGGCUUCCAAGCCUCGGACGGCCGUCGCCACCGUCCUCUUCAGCCUCCCAACAGCGAAGCCCGACAGGAUUUCUACUGGGAAAAACUCCAAAUGGUCCGCCAGAGCGAUAAAGUCGUUUGCUAUGGCUGAAUUGGAAGCAAGGAAGCUUAAAUAUCCCAAUACAGGGACCGAAGCACUUCUCAUGGGGAUUUUGGUUGAGGGAACGAGCCUAGCUGCAAAGUUUCUUAGAGCUAAUGGAAUUACGCUCUUCAAGGUUCGAGAUGAAACUGUAAAUUUACUUGGAAAAUCAGACAUGUACUAUUUCAGCCCUGAGCAUCCUCCAUUAACUGAACCAGCUCAGAGGGCCCUUGACUGGGCUUUUGAUCAGAAACUAAAAUCAGGAGAAAAUGGGGAAAUAACAGUAACUCAUCUGCUUCUUGGGAUUUGGUCUGAAAAAGAGUCAGCAGGUCACAAGAUCUUGGCGUCCCUAGGUUUUGAUGAUGAUAAAGCUACAGAGCUUUCCAAAUUUAUGGAUAAGGAUUAUGAUCGUAGCUUUAAAUAAGGUAUAAGGAGGCAAAAACGCCCCAUUCUUCAAACAAUUGCUUGCUGUCAAACCUUCUCCUACGCAGCCUCCAAAAGAUAUCGCUUCCUGGUGCUUUUGGUUCAGGAAGUUCUUCUGCAUAUGGUGUGUUUCAGGAUGGGGAUUCGCAAACAAUUCUGGAAUUCAAAAAUUCCACGCAGCCCUUGCUACUCGUGGCCCCAUUUUAAACAAUCUUUUUUAUAUGUACCAUAACUUCCCAUACGACAACAUACUUAGGACUUGUCAAGUUAGCUAAAUCAGUGUGUUUCAUUAUCUACACUUAAGUUUGAAUUUCAUUGUCCGUCCUUUAAAUAAAUUUAGUGUAAUAUUUUUACCGCUUGCA
Messenger RNA from Malus domestica (apple), 1261 nucleotides. RefSeq names its product ATP-dependent Clp protease ATP-binding subunit CLPT1, chloroplastic-like. The record is from RefSeq and is a predicted model, not a curated record. NCBI's taxonomy places the organism in Eukaryota, Viridiplantae, Streptophyta, Magnoliopsida, Rosales, Rosaceae.